AUGAUCGGCGACGACGGCCAGAUCUCCAGCGACGGCACGAGGAUGCAUAGCGGUUGCUUCUGCAGCAGCUCCUCGCGAGCGCUCUCCCUUCUUUCCUCCAUCGAUGGUGACAACGACGGCGCUGGCAGCGAGGAAGACGAUCGGCACGGUGACGGGCUCGACGGCUGCGUCGCCCUCCUCCCCUCUCGGAUCUCCCUUCCUUGCUUCCCCCUUCUCCCCCUAUCCCUUCCCUUCUUCGUUCCUUUCUUUUUGCAACUAUUGCUGCUGUGUGUUGCGGCUGGAUUAGCCAAUCUUCCUAAAGAAGUGAAAGAGGACUUUGAGGAUCCUCAUAGUAGAUCUUCAAAAUAUGCUGAGAAGGAUGGAUCUGAAAUACAAGAUAACUUGGAUAAAUUGUUGGAAGAGACCUUCAUGAUGUCGAGGAAAUUUGAAACGAGUCAAUUUGAUUACGCAUUGGAUGAGGAUGAAAAUGAAGAAGAGCCUGAUGAAGAAACUAAGAAGUUUUACAAGUUGAUCCGUGAUGCUCAUCAAGAAUUAUAUCCGAGCUAUAAAGAUUUUAAAAAGUUAUCAACUAUUAUUUGUUUGCUCCACAUAAAGAACCUUCAUGGUUGGAGCAACGUAUCAUUUAAUAUGUUACUACAAUUACUCAAUGAAUUACUUCCUAAAGGCUUGUGUCUACCAUCAACAUAUGAAGAAUGCAAGUACAUCAUCAAGGACUUAGAUUUCAAUUAUGAAAAAAUUGACACUUGUCCAAAUGACUAUAUCUUAUACUGGAAGAAGUUUAAGGAAUACACUACUUGUCCAAAGUGUGGUGUUUCUAAGUAUAAAAUGAAAAAGGUCCAAAGUGCUAAAAGAAAAUUUUCUUGCAAGCCUCGAAAUGUGAGGAUGGGUUUAGCAAGUGAUGGUUUUAACUCAUAUAAAACAAUGAGUAUUAGAUACAGUAUUUGGCCAAUGGUUCUGACGAUAUAUAACUUGCUUCCAUGGGAUUGCAUGAAACAACAUUCUAUGAUGUUGUCUUUGCUUAUUCCCAGUCCUUCUUCUCCUAAUAGAAAUAUUGACAUAUAUUUACAACCUUUAAUCGAUGAGUUAAAGGAGUUAUGGGAGAAUGACUUUGAGACAUAUGAUGCUUCUAGUGGGAAGUUAUUUCGUGUACAUGCUGCCUUACUUUGGACUAUAAGCGAUUUGCCUAGUUACUCUAUGUUAUCUGGUUGGCAUACAAGUAGAAAAUUGGCAUGUCCUAUUUGUAAUUAUGACACAUGCUCUAGAUUCUUGAAACAUAGUAAAAAAAUGUGUUACAUGGGACAUCGAGAAUUUUUAGCAUCAAAGCAUCAGUGGCGAAAGGACAAGAAGAGUUUUGACGGUAUGACAGAGCUAAGAACAGUUCCUGUGCCACUAUUAGGGCCUGAUAUAUUAGAAAAAUUAGGCAAUAGGGAGAAUUCGUUUGGGAAGACUAUAAAGAGGAGAAGAAAUGAUGAUGAUCUCUGGACUAAGAAAAGCAUAUUUUUUGAGUUACCAUAUUGGAGUACUAAUUUGCUUCGUCACAACUUGGAUGUAAUGCACAUUGAAAAGAAUAUUUGUGAAAAUAUUGUUGGAACAUUAUUGAAUUUAGAAGGAAAAUCAAAAGAUCAUCUCAAAGCAAGGCUUGACUUGGUAGAUAUGGAGAUACGACAUGAACUUCAUCCAAAAAAUAUAGGACUAAAUAAGAUAUUUUUGCCACCAACACGUUUCACAAUGUCUUCAAAGGAAAAAAGUGUCUUUUGUUGUGUUUUGAAAAAUGUGAAGCUUCCUAAAGGGUAUGGCUCCAAUAUUUCUAGGUGUGUUCAACUGGAACACCACAAACUUUUUGGUCUUAAGAGUCACGACUACCAUAUUUUGAUGCAAGACUUGCUUAAAAUAGUAAUUCGAAGAGCCUUACCAAAAGAAGUUGUGAGAGUUCUACUCAAGUUUAGUUCAUACUUCAAGACUUUAUGCUCUAAAGUUAUCAGAAUUGAUGUUUUUGAACAAUUAGAUAUCGAAAUUGCACAAAUUCUUUCAUAUGAAGCAAGACUUGGUAGACCUGUCCAAUACCGUUGGAUGUACCCAAUUGAGAGGUUCUUACUCAAAUUGAAGAAUUACGUCUGUAAUAAAAGUUGUCCUGAGGGAUCUAUUGCAGAAGGGUAUUUAGCAGACGAAUGUUUGACAUUUUGUUCAAGAUACUUGAAUGACGAUGUCCAAACAAAAUUCAAUAAUCCAACAAAGAAUCUUGACGGUCCAAUACGAAAUGGGGUGAUGAUAAGUCUGGAUCCUCUUAUGUGGGAGCAAUCUCAUCGUUAUGUAUUGUUCAAUUGUAUUAUCAUCGCUCCAUAUAUCAAACAACACGAGGAGAUUGUUUUUAGUGAUGCUCAUACUAGCCUUGGAGAUAAAUGGGAUAAGACAAAAGACCAUUGUCUUACCUUUACUGAAUGGUUUGAAGAUUUUGCUAGGAAUUCAUUUGUUAGUAAAGAGUUGAAGUGGUUGUCUAGAGGGCCAAAUGUUGCUGCAAGAAGAUUUUCUGCUUAUAUGAUAAAUGGUUAUAAGUUUAUAACUGAAGAUUGUGAGAGAAAAACACAAAAUAUUGGAGUUAUGGUUAUUUCAUCCACUGUCAAGUUUAGAAAUGAGAAAGACAAGGAUCCAGAAGUGAAAAAUGUCACUUAUUAUGGAGUUUUAAAAGCUAUACUUGAAAAGCCAAUUUAUGAAAAUGAUCCAUUCGUGUUUGCAACUCAAGUGAGACAAGUUUAUUACACAGAAGAUCCAAGUGAUACUUGGCAUGUUGUUACCAACACCAUUCCAAGGGAUUUGUUUCAUAUAUACAGUGACUUAGAUAAUGAUGACAUGAAAAAGUUCAAGGAUGGUCCUCAAAUAACAAGUUUUAUGCUUUAUCAAUCUACAAGUGUUGAAGAUGAUGUUAAUUGGAUUAGGGAUGAUAUACCUGGAACAACAAUUGAUACAUGCAUCUUAGAUAAUCAACCAAUGGGAGAAGAGUCUCAAGAUAAUCUUGAUUUUAGUCAUAAAGAUAUAUCAAUCAUAUGA
Molecule: messenger RNA, 3045 nt
Organism: Arachis ipaensis
Lineage: Eukaryota; Viridiplantae; Streptophyta; Magnoliopsida; Fabales; Fabaceae
Source: RefSeq, a predicted model, not a curated record